AUGUCUCCUCCGCGCCGUCGCUCGGCCCGGUUGGCCUCUGGUACUACCCCUAAGAAACCCGCGACCUCCAACUUGACCUCUGUUGUUGAAGAUGCCGAGUCGCCUGAGCGGCUUCCACAGCCGAAAAGUCGCAGCAAAGCCAAAGGCAAAAACAAUGCCGUUCCAUCCUCACCAGCUCCUGCGCCUUCGACCCCAGCGUCAUCGGCCAUGAAGCCUCCCCAUGAAGAAAUGCACCCAAGCAAAGCUCAUCACAACAUGGGUGAACCCUCCUCCGCGAUGAGGCUGGGCUUCACAGACAUCAAGGACACCACCCUCCCUGGCGUCUCACCCGACACACCGUCCAAGAUUGGCGUUCCUGCUUCCGAUUUCACGUUCCGAUUCACGCGCGACACUACCGAUUCCACCCUCAGUGGUGAUGCGCAACGUCUGAUGGAGGAGCUUCGCGGACAGGCUGCCAAGAUCAAGGCUGAUAUGAUCGCAAAGCGUGAUGCAGAGGAUGCUGAGGAAGACGCUCUUGGCCGCAAGAUUGCUAAGCCCAAGGGCAAGACAAGUCGCUAUAGCGCGGCGCAUAUGGCGGAGUUCAAGAAGAUGGACUCUAUCGAGAACCAUGCGUCUGCCUGGAGAGCCCAAAACGGGCGAUUCCAGCCUGUUGUCCAGUCGCUGAAGCGCACACCUUCGAAGGCUAACCUGGAAACGAUACCAACUUCUUCUCCCGACAAGUCUGGUCUCAAGCGAUCACCCUCAAAGGCCGAACUAGAUGUUCCCACACCGUCGACACCUCGUAUUACACAGAGUCUGAAGCGCAAGUCGUCGCGUGCUAACCUUGAUGAAUACCAACAGUCGCCUUCGCCUAAGAAGUCCACUAUGCCUCCGUCCAACCUCCCUACCGCCAUUCCCGCAUCCUCCAAGAAGACACAGUUGUUCCCUAAUGUACACCAACGCGUUCCUUCAAAGAGACUCAAGCAGCGAAUGGAGGAUGACGCAACAACAAACCGACCUCCAUCACGCGAUGACUCCUCGAUUCCUCGACCCAAGUCUAGCGGAAGUGGUUCAACCAAGUUGCCUGCCUCGAGCUCAAGCCUGGCACGACUCAUGAGCCCUACCAAGGCAUCUCUGGCUCACACAGGCAAACCGACCAUUUCUCUGAUCAAGUCUCCUUCCAAGGUCGACCUGAAGAGUGGUCUGCCGAAAUCCACCAGUACUUCUCAUCUCAUGCCUGGCAAACCGACUACGCCUAGACCUCGGGUCAUUAGCCCAGGCCGCUUCGAUAGAGUCAAGUCGAUUUUGCGCGGAAACCGAACACCUUCGGGCAAUGUCCAAACUGCGAUCCCGCAACCCAUGAUCUCACAGACACCUGCGCCUCCCAAGGCCGAUAAGGACAAAGCUUUGCCUCCUCUUCCGUUGACUACUCCUCGACGAAAGGUAACAAAGCACGUCGCUUUCACCCCAGAGGUCACGCGCAUUGCAUUUGAGCAGAACUCGCCUUCCCCACAGAAGUCUUGUCUCAAGGCUCAGUCAACACGAACUUUGGACCAGCAGUUCCAAGGCAUUGACGGAACACUUGCGAAGGCGGGCUCUGGGGAUGUAGUGUACCCUGAUCUCAGUGGAUUUAGACCACUACCCGAACCUCCCAGCAAACAAAAGGAAAAUGCACCUCAGUCUGUUCCCGGCAAGUUCACAUUCCGCAGUGAUCAUACGAUCGAGUUUGCCGACGUUCCUGUGCUAGGCUUUGGAGCAUCCCCCGGCCAGUCGAGUGUCCGCCAAGUCCGACAGUCACUCAAGCCCAAUGCGAAGAUGCCCGGUAGCUUCCCUGGUCCUACUUCCCCAAUUGGCCUCAACAAGGAGAACAAGGAACCUGGCUUGGCCAAGAUCCUGGUUGGAGCGCCUCAUGGCAUGUCCAACAAGAAGCGACACCGAACCAGUUGGGACGAGGAAGAAGAGGAGCAGAAGAGUGCCGAGCGUGCAGCCAAGAAGCGUAAGGCUGAGCAUGUUCCUGAAGGUGAAGCCCUUCUCGCUCCCCGUCUUGUUGGCGGCACUCCCAGCGCAAAGAAGGUCCACUUCGGUAGCACGACACCGCGUACCCCUGCUUCUGCCAGCCCUACAAAGAAGCGCGCAGUUCUCAGUUUGAGUCGGCUUAACAUGCUUGCUCGUCCUAAGAAUCGAGCUUAA
Molecule: messenger RNA, 2169 nt
Organism: Fusarium tjaetaba
Lineage: Eukaryota; Fungi; Ascomycota; Sordariomycetes; Hypocreales; Nectriaceae
Exons: 2
Coding region: 1-2169 (722 amino acids)
Source: RefSeq, a predicted model, not a curated record